This is a messenger RNA of Cavenderia fasciculata, 4032 nucleotides long. RefSeq names its product myb domain-containing protein. Gene Ontology annotation, molecular function: ATP hydrolysis activity; histone binding. The record is from RefSeq and is a predicted model, not a curated record. NCBI's taxonomy places the organism in Eukaryota, Evosea, Eumycetozoa, Acytosteliales, Cavenderiaceae. The transcript is spliced from 4 exons. Gene Ontology annotation, cellular component: Swr1 complex. The coding region runs from base 1 to 4032 and encodes 1343 amino acids.
AUGGACGCCAACACCAUCUCUGACUUGAUGCCAUCCGACAACCGUAUCCGCGAAAUCCCACAUUCAAUGUCAUUCAAGCUCAAUCUGUCACAACAAAACAUCAACUCUCAGACACUUGCCAGCUCAUCGUCAAGUGUGUCGUCCUCCUUGUUGCCAACAUCGUGUCUCGACAUUUUCCAAGCAUCUCGACACGAUUCACAGCAACUCAAGCAAAAAGAGUCGUUGGAUCGAAUCACCCUACUGAAAAGUCGUCGUAGCUAUAACCGUCCUCUCUUUGGUUGGGAUUUGGUCAAUACCGUCACUAUCCAAGAUCCCGUACAAGACAUUCAUGCCAUUGCAGCCGAUCCAUCACGUUACUUUGACUAUCCCAACAAACUGUUGGAAAUGAUCCUCACACCAGUACAACGUAGCAACAAAUUACAAUCAGUCAUUGAAAACUUUACCUUUCUCAUUCCAAAAACAACAAGUUCCCCUAUUCAAUUGAUAGAAUCUCAUCCAAACCCUUCAAAACUAUUAUCUCGUUCACUUUAUCAAUCAAAUUUAAUUCAAUUAAUUCAACAAAAGUAUAAGACUGAAAAGGGUGUUGGAGGAAUAGAUCAAUCAACCAAUACUUUUGACAUUAUACAACAAGAAGAUCCAUUUACAUCAUUAUACGAUUCAUACAAGAGAAUGAAAUUAUUCUUCCCAGACAAAAGACUUGUUCAAUAUGAUUGUGGUAAACUACAGAAAUUGGCAGAACUAUUGCGAGAGUUGAAAAAGGGUGGUCAUCGUGCCCUCAUCUUUACGCAAAUGACGAAAAUGUUGGAUGUCUUUGAAGGUUUCCUCAACUUGCAUGGAUACACGUACGUGCGUCUCGAUGGUUCGACCAAGGUGGAACGUCGUCAACUUUUGACGGAACGAUUCAACAAGGACAACCGUAUCUUUUUGUUUAUCCUCUCUACUAGAAGUGGAGGGUUGGGUCUCAAUCUGACAGGUGCCGAUACCGUCAUUUUCUACGAUACCGAUUGGAAUCCCUCCAUGGAUGCUCAAGCUCAAGAUAGAUGUCAUCGUAUUGGUCAAACCCGUGAAGUACACAUCUAUCGUCUCAUCACUCAACACACCAUCGAAGAAAACAUUCUCAAGAAAUCAAAUCAAAAACGUCAACUCGAUGAUAUGGUUAUUCAAGGUGGCGAAUUCACUACAGACUUUUUCAAAAAUAUUGAUUUAACUCAAAUGAUUGCAAAUGAUAGUAAUAAUAAUAAUAGUGGUAGUAAACAACAAACCAAUAGUUCACCAGUAUUGGGUAAAAUUUCUCAAACUGAAUGGGAAAAUGCAGCUGAAAAUGUUGAAGAUGAAGCUGAUGUUUCUGCUCUAAAGAAUGCUCAAAAAGAACAAGCUAUGGAAAUGCAAGAGUUUGAUGAAUUGGAUCGUACAAGUACCUCUUUAUCAACUACUCCUCCUAUUGAAGAUGAAAUUAAAGCUCAACAAGAUUUAGUUGAAGAAUAUUUAAAUCCAAUUCAAAGAUUUGCAUUAAAAUAUAUUGAAAAUAUGGAUACAUUUAUUGUUGAAGAUGAUGGAAAAGCUAAAAAGGAAAAGGAUGAAGAAGAAUCUGAUGGUCAAUCUGAUUCAGAUUCAGAUUCAGACUCUGACUCUGAAGAAUCUGAUGAAUCUGAAGAAGAAGAAGAAGAAGAAUCUGAAAACAACAAAGAUAAUGAAAAUCAAAGUGACGACGAUGAUGAUAUAUUAAUGGGUGAAGAAAAAAAGAAUAGUGAAAAUAAUAAUAGCAACAACAAGAAUAACAAGAAUUCUAGCACCACCAAUCAAAAUAGUAGUAAUCCAGUAGAAAAUGGAAAAGUGAAUCAAAUGACCAAUGGUAAAGAAAAUGGUCAUCUAUAUACAAUGUACAGUGAUAUUAAUCAAAAAGAUCAAACAACAACAACAACAAAGAAAUUAUUAAUUAAUCAAUUAAAUAAUUCUCUAUCAAUUGAAGAACAAGCAGAUAAAGAUUUGCUUUUUUUUGAGUUAAGUGGAAUAAGUAAUGUAGAGUUUCAAUCCUCUCUUUUACUCUAUGGCGAAUUUUUCGAAACAUUACCUGAUCCAGAAGAAAAGGAAGAAUGGUUUUUGGCACCAAUGCAAGAACCGUUUCCCGAGAAUCUCUUGGAACAAGUCCUAAAGGAUCAGGACGAAUACUAUCAUCAGCACCAUCACUACUUAUAUCCACCAUCACCACCAACCAUUUCAUUUGAGUCCAUUGCCAAGCCAAUGCGAUCAAAGUUGAAGAGGGGGAAAAUUAUCAAACAAACAGCUCAACAAUACAUCUACAACAAACAAUUUACAAAGGAAAAGGAAAAAGAAAAGAGACUACUCAUCAAAAAGAAAAAGGAAAAGGACAAAAAAGAAAAGCUGCGUCUCGAGGAGGAACGCAAAGCAAAGGAGAAAAAGGAGCUCAAAACCAAAAAGUCAGAGGCUCAAGCCAAGAAACUCGACGACAAGAUGCGCAACAAAAAGAAUGGUGGCCCACCGGGAACCGAGAAAAAGAUUAUGCGUCCCGACGACAUUAUCAUGACGAGCGGACAACAAUCCGACGAGUUUGAAGAGUUGGCUGAAAGCGUAGAGUCAAUGUUGAACCGUGGUGCCAAUGACGGUAGCUGCGACGAUGACUCGUCCAAGAAACGCUCGAAAAACAGUUCUGGCCAAGGUCUGUUUGGGAGCAGAUCCGCCCUUCGAAAAUCACGCGAUGGCGGAGACGCUCAAUCGCAUCUCGAAGGCGGUGCUACGGCUGACCCAGGUCCUACCUGGUUGCCGUACGAGGAUGCUGCCCUGCUUGACGCAAUCCGCACAUUUGGUACCAACAACUGGGACCUCAUUGCCACGCUGCUCCAAAACAACAUCAACGAGCGUGUGCUUCGAUACCGUCGUACCAAGUCGCAGUGUGCCGAGCGAUACAAACAACUUGCACCCAAGGAACUCGAAAAGAAGCAUCAUCCCCAGACUGGAGCGACCGACACCAACUCGAGUGCUGGUGCUGCUACUGCUGCUAUCGAGAGUACACCGUUUCCCUACUCUCUGUUGGAUCACGUCAAAAAGGCAAUUGCACAAAACAAGCUUAUAUGUCGUCCAGGAACCGUCUCGCUCAUUGAAAACAAGAUCCCAGUUCACCAAUCACACAGUGCUAGUAUUAUGGCUGCAAACCUUCAUCCCACGUGCUCGACCGCCUCGGAACUGUCCAUUCUCACCACCACCAGAUGCAUCAAGGAAAGAUUGGCUGCCAAACAACAACUACAACAACAACAAUUACAACAACAACAACAAAGAAGUCAACAACAACAAAUUGUAAUGAGACCUAAUCAAGGUCAAGUAGGUCAAGUAGGACAACAGCAACAAGGUCAGGGUCAGGGUCAGGGUCAGGGUCAGGGUCAAGGUCAAGGUCAAGGUCAUGUACAGGUACAAGGUCAAGGACAACCAAUCCCAAAUAUUCAACAAUUACCAAAUCAACAACAACAACAACAAGGACAACAACAAGGACAACAAGGACAACAACAAUUGCAAUUACCUCAACAACAAGAUUCAUCAAUGAAUGUUCAAUUUAAUCAACCGAAUCCAACAUCAUCUAUUGGUGCACCUAUAGCAGUUCAAUCUAUACCAAUUCCAAUACCACCACAACAAUUACAACAAAUACAACAACAGAGAGCAAAUCAACAACAACAACAACAACAACAAUUGCAACAACAACAACAACAAAUGAAUGCUCCAACACCUAUAGUUGGAAAACCAAUACCAGGACUUUAUGUACAGCCAAUGAAUCCAUCUACUAAUGCAACUAUUACAUCGAGUACAUCCUCUUCUUCCAACUUGGCUCCUCCAACGACUACUGCCACGACAAUUCCACCAAUCAAAGUACAACAACCACCACCACCAUCUACUCCAACACAAGCUCCACCGCCCACAUCCUCCAAAACACCAUCACCUCCACCUGCUGCUAAAAAACCUCCAAAAUCAACACCGAAAAGAGCAAAAAAGGAAGCGACUCCAAAAACAAAAAAAGAAAAAUAA